Molecule: messenger RNA, 666 nt
Organism: Penicillium brevicompactum
Lineage: Eukaryota; Fungi; Ascomycota; Eurotiomycetes; Eurotiales; Aspergillaceae
Product: Mpv17/PMP22 family protein
Exons: 3
Coding region: 1-666 (221 amino acids)
Cellular component (GO): membrane; cytoplasm
Source: RefSeq, a predicted model, not a curated record
AUGCCCUCGGCUUUGACUGUCACCUUUGUGCAGGCAACCAUUCUCAAUGCCAUCUCCAAUAUUCUCGCUCAGCUGAUCGACCAGCGCAAUAACAAAGGCCCUUUCACUCUCAAUUUACUUGCAUUGGCGCAAUUUCUCAUCUAUGGCAUUAUCAUUGUACCGCCUAAUUUCUAUUGGCAACGCGCCCUGGAAGCGCGAUACCCGGGCUUCCCCUCGCGCGCCGAGUUCAAAGAUGCAUUCAGUGCUCGCCGGCUGAAGUCACUCUUCUCACCUCGUGCAUGGCUGUCACUGUUCUCCUCCAAGCACGAUGUCUCAUUACCUAGCCACGACAAGGAGAAAGAGAAGCACGCCCGAUGGACACCGCGAGCGCAGACAUCGGGAUUGCGUUGCUUCCUGAUGAAGUUUUUCUUCGACCAAACCUUGGCAUCAAUCACCAACAUCGUGUUAUUUGUUGCUAUCAUCAAUCUUCUCAAAGGAGAGAAUCUGUCCAAGACCUGGGAGUUAGUGGUACUGGACUUCAAACCCAUCAUGAGUGCUCGUCUUAAGUAUCGACCGAUUGUAUCCGCUUUGAUGUACACAGUGAUCCCUGUGGACCGACGGGUGGUGUUUGGGAGUGCUUGUGGGGUGAUCUGGGGUGUCUAUCUGAGUCUAUAUGCAGUUGUUUAG